UUCAAUGACAGCACCACAAAGACCUUCUGUUUCAACGUCCCAAUCCUCAAGAACCAAGCAACCAGAACCAGUGGGUUGGGUUUUGUGUCUUUCUGGCAGCUACAAAAGGCCUCUGUACGUAUGUCAAUACACUCAAAACCAAACAGGCAGGUACACAAUGGGGAUAUUUGAGGUUGUGUUCCAGUCGUCCCUCAGCUCUGUCUCACUGUUGGGGGCUCUGCUGGUGCUGCUGCUCGUCUAUUUUAUUUCUACCUGGAGCUUCAGCUCAGAAGGGAAAGGCAAUGAACCUCCAGGACCAAAACCACUUCCCCUGCUUGGAAACCUGCUGCAGCUGGACCUUGAUAGACCCUUCAAUACCUUCCUGGAGCUUUCCAAGAAAUAUGGACCAGUGUUCACCGUCUACCUUGGAUCGAACAAGGUGGUGGUUCUGGCAGGAUACAAGGCUGUGAAAGAGGCUCUUGUCAACAAGGCUGACGAGUUUGGGGAAAGAGACUCUCCACCAAUCUUUAAGGAGACGACUCAUGGAUAUGGGGUUAUCUGGUCCAACGGAGAUUUAUGGAGAGAAAUGAGGCGCUUUGCUUUGACGAACCUGAGAGAUUUUGGAAUGGGCAAGAGGGCUUGUGAGGACAAGAUCACUGAGGAAUGUGACUACCUCGUUGAAGUGUUUAAGAAAUUUAAAGGUGAAGCUUUUGAUACGACUGCGCCAAUGAACUGUGCCGUCUCCAAUGUCAUCUGCUCCAUGGUCUAUGGCAGCAGAUUUGAAUAUGAUGAUCCAGAGUUUACAUCACUGGUGGAACGGACAAACCAGAACGUCCAGAUUGCGGGCUCUGCAUCAAUGCAGCUCUACAACACCUUCCCAUGGUUGGGUAAACUGUUACUCUAUAACAAGAAAUUCAACGAAGCUCUGGACGCCAACAUCGACCAAAACGUACGGCUGUUCGGUCGACUAAAAGAGACCCUCAACCCACAGAUGUGCAGAGGGUUCGUGGACUCCUUUCUGGUCCGAAAGCAAAAUCUGGAGUCCUCCCUCAGCUCUGUCUCACUGUUGGGGGCUCUGCUGGUGCUGCUGCUCGUCUAUUUUAUUUCUACCUGGAGCUUCAGCUCAGAAGGGAAGGGCAAUGUACCUCCAGGACCCAAACCACUUCCCCUGCUUGGAAACCUGCUGCAGCUGGACCGUAACAGACCCUUCAAUACCUUCCUGGAGCUUUCCAAGAAAUAUGGACCAGUGUUCACCGUCUACCUUGGAUCCAAGAAGGUGGUGGUUGUGGCAGGAUACAAGGCCGCGAAAGAGGCUCUUGUCAACAAGGCUGACGAGUUUGGCGAAAGAGACCCUCCGCAAAUCUUUAAGGAGCUAGCGGAUGGGCAUGGGGUUUUAUGGUCCAACGGAGAUUCAUGGAGGGAAAUGAGGCGCUUUGCAUUGACAAACCUGAGAGAUUUUGGAAUGGGCAAGAGGGCUUGUGAGGACAAGAUCACUGAGGAAUGUGACUACCUCGUUGAAGUGUUUAAGACAUUUAAAGGUGAGGCUUUUGAUACGACUGUACCAGUGAACUGUGCCGUCUCUAAUAUCAUCUGCUCCAUGGUCUAUGGGAGCAGAUUUGAAUAUGAUGAUCCAGAGUUUACAUCACUGGUGGAACGAACAAACCAGAACGUCCAGAUUGCAGGUUCCCCAUCAAUGCAGCUGUACAACAUGUUCCCGUGGUUAGGUAAACUGUUUAUUAGCAAGAAAUUCAACCAAUCUGUUGAUGCCAACUCGAAGCAGAACUUAGAGCUGUUCAGUCGGCUGAAAGAGACCCUCAACCCACAGAUGUGCAGAGGGUUCGUGGACGCUUUUCUGGUCCGAAAGCAAAAUCUGGAGGAAUCUGGAGUCACCAACAGUCACUUCCACGAGAAGAACCUCCUGAGUACCGUCAUGAAUCUCUUCGCCGCUGGCACUGACACAACAGCAACAACACUGAGGUGGGGUUUCCUGCUGAUGGCCAAGUACCCAAAGAUACAAGAUCAGGUCCAGGAGGAGCUGAGCAGGGCGAUAGGAACUCGUCCGGUGCAGGUUGAAGACAGAAAGAACCUGCCUUUUGUCGAUGCCGUCAUCCAUGAGGUACAGAGACUGGCCAGCAUCGUCCCCAUGGCACUGCCUCACAGGACGAGCCAAGACGUCACCCUGGAAGGUUUCUUCAUUGAGAAGGGAACCACAGUGUUUCCUCUGUUGACGUCUGUCCUGUACGAUGAGGAUGAAUGGGAGAAACCUCGCUCCUUUCAUCCAGCACACUUCCUGGACAAAGAUGGGAAGUUUGUCAAGCGAGAUGCCUUCAUGCCUUUUUCUGCAGGUCGUAGGGUUUGUCUCGGAGAGAGUCUAGCCAGGAUGGAGCUCUUCCUCUUCUUCUCCACCUUCCUGCAGCGCUUCCGUUUCUCUCCUGCUCCUGGUGUCUCCGAGGACGAUCUGGAUCUGACUCCACGCGUGGGAUUAACCCUCAACCCGUCACCACAUAAACUGUGUGCUGUCCCCCUUUGAAAAACCUGCUUCACUAACUGAAGACAGUAGAAAUUUUUCAGAUAUGUAACGUACCUUUACUUUAAAAGGUUUCUGCAAAAUAAAAUGGAAUUGCUACAUCAAA
Messenger RNA from Solea solea (common sole), 2612 nucleotides. RefSeq names its product cytochrome P450 2K4-like. The record is from RefSeq and is a predicted model, not a curated record. Gene Ontology annotation, biological process: xenobiotic metabolic process. Lineage: Eukaryota; Metazoa; Chordata; Actinopteri; Pleuronectiformes; Soleidae. Gene Ontology annotation, cellular component: cytoplasm; intracellular membrane-bounded organelle. Gene Ontology annotation, molecular function: heme binding; oxidoreductase activity, acting on paired donors, with incorporation or reduction of molecular oxygen, reduced flavin or flavoprotein as one donor, and incorporation of one atom of oxygen; iron ion binding. The coding region runs from base 5 to 2509 and encodes 834 amino acids. The transcript is spliced from 15 exons.